This is a messenger RNA of Aspergillus costaricaensis CBS 115574, 740 nucleotides long. It is a transcript of the gene tim9, whose product is annotated as protein transporter TIM9. The record is from RefSeq and is a predicted model, not a curated record. The transcript is spliced from 3 exons. The coding region runs from base 278 to 544 and encodes 88 amino acids. Lineage: Eukaryota; Fungi; Ascomycota; Eurotiomycetes; Eurotiales; Aspergillaceae.
CUUUUUUUAACUUGCCCAAAGAAUGGAACAGCGCCAGCUAGAUUGUCCUGCUGUUUGCCGUUUUGGGAUUGCCCUCGGUUCCGGCACUGGAUGAGUCAGCUCAUUCACCCGCGGUCCGCGUCCGGUCACCUGAUCGGAGUUGAAUUAUGCACGUGAUCACAUCAGAGCCUGCGGUCCGUUGAGCAGCUCCGGAGCUACGGUCGUCAUCACGACCCAGGCCUCUUGUUAUCAACACUACCCUUUUUGAUCAACCUAACUUCAGUCCAAUCACAUCACAAUGGAAUCCCUCAACGCCUCUGAGCAGCGUGAGCUCGCCUCUCGCAUGGAGAGACGCCAGAUGAAGGAAUUCAUGACCAUGUACUCCAAGCUCGUCCAGCGCUGCUUCGAUGACUGUGUCAACGACUUCACCACCAAGUCCCUUAUCAACCGCGAAGAGGGCUGUGUCCUGCGUUGUGUCGACAAGUUCAUGAAGGGAUCGGCUCGCCUGAACGAGCGGUUCCAGGAACAGAACCAGGCCAUGAUGAUGCAGGGACAACAGCGGUAAAUGGGAAUUUAGCAUGGGGUUCGGUUGCUUUGCUUUGCCUUGACUUUGGCGGUUUCUGUAUAAAAUAUUAGAAUUUUUGCAAUGAUGACAUCCCCUAAUGGCCGGCGAUGGGCUCCGCUCGCUCUUGAGGAGCAAGUUUGGUUGCCGAGAUCACAGUAUGGAGGUAUACUGUUGCUGCCGUGAUUGUAAUAUAUGG